Messenger RNA from Cynocephalus volans (Philippine flying lemur), 1187 nucleotides. RefSeq names its product mitochondrial ribosomal protein L57 (gene MRPL57). The record is from RefSeq and is a predicted model, not a curated record. Gene Ontology annotation, biological process: mitochondrial translation. Gene Ontology annotation, molecular function: structural constituent of ribosome. The transcript has 2 exons. Lineage: Eukaryota; Metazoa; Chordata; Mammalia; Dermoptera; Cynocephalidae. Gene Ontology annotation, cellular component: mitochondrial ribosome. Bases 85 to 393 code for a protein of 102 amino acids.
GGCGCCGCGAGGCGGGCGUACUUCCGCCAUCGCAUCAACCCGUGGCUGGAGGGACGCGUCGUCCCGGGGAGCGCGGCUGGCACCAUGUUUCUGACCGCCCUCCUCCGCCGCAAUCGCAUUCCUGGUCGGCAGUGGAUCGGGAAGCACCGGCGGCCGCGGAUCGUGUCUUCGCAUGCGAAGCGGAACAUGCUCCGUCGCUUGGAGAUCGAGGCGGAGAACCACUACUGGCUGAGCACGCCCUACCUGAGCGCCGAGCAGGAGUUCGGCCACGCCGCGGCGCGCAGGGCGGCCGCCUUCGAGGCCAUAAAGGCAGCCACGACCUCCAAGUUCCCCCCGCAUCGGUUUGUGGCGGACCAGCUCAGCCAUCUCAAUGUCACCAAGAAAUGGCCCUAACCCUGAGCCGUUAUCCUCCGAUGUUGUAGAUCUUGAGGCUGCCCUGUCUUUACCAGAUUCUGGAACUGAAAACUGUGGCUUCUAUUAAAAUGUCAGCCUUUGGACCAGUCUUAUUAAAACAGAUAUGAGCACAAUGGUCUGCGUAUAAAAUAUCUGGGGUGCUCAGCUCCCUAAUACUUAAAAAGUGUCAUUACUGUCAUUUUGCGUUUCUUUAGUCUGAUAGGAAGAUGUCGGGGAUUUCCUGGCUCACUACGAACUCUGAUUUGGAUCUUAGCUUAAGCAUGAGAUACUUGAUGGGGGGGGCUUUAUCAUGCAACAUGAGUUUGCUUACCUUCUGUCAAGAAUAAUUGCCCAAAUUUAAAUGGAAGUAUGAGCUUUUACAGUUAAACUCCAUUUUCUUCUGGGAUUUGACUACUGAAAGUGGACAUUUAAAUGAAGAAAAGGGUAUUUAUCAAAACCGUUACAUGAAAAUGUUUUUAAUAGCUUUUUUUGAAGUGCAAUUUAACAUACCAUACGAUUCACCAGUUGAAGAUGUUUUUUAUGAAUGCGCAGGUUAGGUCCCACAUUGCUCACGGAAUUAGUGGAGGGCGUUUGUGGUAUAUAUGUAACUUGAGGUGCUUUUAAAAAACAUUUUUUUUGGCAGCUGGCCAAUCGGGGGAUCCGAACCCUUGACUUUGGUGUUAUAACACCUAACACCGCACUCUGACCAACUGAGCUAACUGGCCUGUGAAGAUGUUUUUAAAAAUAAUUUUGUUCUAAAUAUAAUAAAAAUAGUCAAGCACUUUGGCAUCCUA